Messenger RNA from Schistocerca piceifrons (Central American locust), 513 nucleotides. Its product is annotated as autophagy protein 5-like. The coding region runs from base 1 to 513 and encodes 170 amino acids. Lineage: Eukaryota; Metazoa; Arthropoda; Insecta; Orthoptera; Acrididae. The transcript has 2 exons. The record is from RefSeq and is a predicted model, not a curated record.
AUGAAUCAAUACAUCGAGCAAGAAAGCGCCUUUAUUGAGGAGAAACUAAAACAGAAUGAUAAUCAAAUGCAGGAACAUUUUUCAAAUGUUGACUAUAAAAUAAAUAUUGUUUCACACGAUAUUCAAAUUUUCGAAUCUCGGCUGAGCGAUGUAGAUUCGGCUAUGGUGCACCAAGUUAACAGUAGCUUUGUACCAUCCUACAACUUAUUGCUUAAGUAUUAUCCUGGGGACUUUAAGAUGCACCCAGUUGAUUUUAUUUGGAAAGCUUUAGAUGAGGAACACACAUACAAAAAUCCACACAACACAAAUGGUAACCAGAGUGGUGGUUCUGAUAAUCAUAAUGAGCAGAUCUUUCACAAUAGACACAGAAGGAAAUAUCACAACAACCAAAAUAAUUGGAAUGGUAAUAGGAAGAAUAACCACAACUCCCACAACCAGGAAAACCAACAAUUCCUUCACUUGAGGCCUGUCAAGUGGAGGACACUAAUAGAAUUUAUGACCAAGCAACUCUGA